GGUUCGUAUGGUAUUGGGGUUUCAAGGCUCUUUGGUGCAAUAAUAGAAGCUUUCCAUGAUGAUAAAGGAAUUACCUGGCCAGAAGCAGUGGCUCCUUUCAGGGUUGGGUUAAUCAACUUACAGACAAAAACGGCUGAAUAUGUAGAGAUUGCAAAUAAAAUAUACAGUACUUUAAAAAGUGACGAAGUGUUUCAUAAUGAUACAGAAGGAAGUAUAGGAGUAAGAUUUGCUAAGAUGGACCUCAUAGGCUUGCCAUGGCAAAUAAUUGUUGGGAAGAAAGCAGUAAGUGAAAAUAUAAUUGAAAUAAAAAAUAGAGCAACUGGAAAGGUAAAGGAAGUGCAGAUUGAAGAAGCAAUAAACUACUUUAACGUAAAA
This is a messenger RNA of Brugia malayi, 375 nucleotides long. Lineage: Eukaryota; Metazoa; Nematoda; Chromadorea; Rhabditida; Onchocercidae. The record is from the annotation of a RefSeq genome assembly.